UCGGUCGAUUACUCAAAUUUCAGUAGUUGGCUUGGAAACUGCAUGUUCACAUCAACGGGUGCCCAUUGGAAAAAUCGUCGUCGGCUGGUGACACCAGGAUUCCACUUUCAGAAUCAUACCAGUUUCAUCUACAUAUUCAACGAAAAGAGUGCUGAUUGCGCUAGAGAAUUUGAAAGAACAAUCGACACUCACGGCGAUGUCGAGAUCGACGUUAACCCCUUCAUGGCCAAAUGCGCAUUGAACAUUAUCUGCGAAACCGCAAUGGGACAGCAAACAAGGAUAGAAGUGGAAAAGGCGAUUUACGUUAAUAACGUCCACAGAAUUUGUCAGAUUUUUGUGGAACGUGUUAGUCGACCUUGGCUAUCCAUCGACUGGAUUUACAAGUUCAGAACAUUGGGCCGUGAAAGUCAAAAGUGUAUCGACUCUCUCCAUGCCUUUACCAAUAAGGUGACUCGAGAACGGCGUGAAAUGCUAAAAGUGGAAGAAGAGAACAACUCGAAUAGUAUGCAAGAUGAAAUGUUGAAAUCGAGCAACGUUGUACAUAGACCAAAGAGAUUUGCCUUCGUGGAUGGACUCAUAAAAGCAUCGAACAAAGGGGCUGAUCUUUGCGACAACGGAAUCCGAGAAGAAAUUGACCUAAUAACGUUCGCAGGAUACGAUACAACAUCAGCGGCUAUGGUUUGGUUUCUCUAUCUCAUAGCGAAACACCCAGAACACCAAAAACUGAUUUUGGACGAAUUAGAUGGGAUUUUUGGCGGUGAUGUAGAGCGCCCUUGCACAACUCAGGAUAUUGCUGAACUCAAAUACUUGGAAUGUUGUAUCAAAGAAGCUCUGAGGAUGUAUCCUAGCAUACCGUUUGUCAUGAGGAAUCUGACGGAGGAUGUGAAAAUUGGUCAAAAAUACGCCUCUUUUGCCAACCUCUUACGUAAAGUGAAGUUUUCCGUCAAUGAUCCUACAAAACCUUUGUCUGACGCCCCUGAUUUAGGAUUCGUGUUGAAGCCCAAAUAUGAAGUUCGACUCAAUUUAUCAAAACGGUUCAACAAACUUUGUUAA
Molecule: messenger RNA, 1053 nt
Organism: Daphnia pulicaria
Lineage: Eukaryota; Metazoa; Arthropoda; Branchiopoda; Diplostraca; Daphniidae
Product: cytochrome P450 4c3-like
Exons: 9
Coding region: 43-1053 (336 amino acids)
Molecular function (GO): monooxygenase activity; oxidoreductase activity, acting on paired donors, with incorporation or reduction of molecular oxygen; iron ion binding
Source: RefSeq, a predicted model, not a curated record